CCGAGCCGAGCCGCGGCGGCUGCAGUGUAGAUCUGGAGUCCAUCUCAGCCUGAGCUCCUGGGUUCCUGUCGCCAUGGAGACCGAAAGUGAGCAGAACUCCAACUCCACCAGCGGGAGCUCCAGUUCUGGAGGAAGCACCCGUCCUCAGAUCUCGCAGAUGUCUCUGUAUGAGCGACAGGCAGUACAGGCCCUGCAGGCACUCCAGAGACAGCCCAAUGCAGCCCAGUACUUCCAUCAGUUCAUGCUCCAGCAGCAGUUUAACAGUGCCCAACUUCACAGCCUGGCUGCUGUCCAGCAGGCUACGAUUGCAGCCAGUAGACAGGCCAGCUCCCCCAACACUAGCACCUCGCAACAGACCACCACCACCCAGGCUUCUAUCAACCUUGCCACCACCUCAGCUGCUCAGCUGAUCAGUCGGUCCCAGAGUGUGAGUUCCCCGAGCGCCACAACGCUGACCCAGUCUGUGCUUCUGGGGAACACCACAUCGCCGCCCCUCAACCAGUCACAGGCACAGAUGUACCUUCGGCCACAGCUGGGGAACCUGUUGCAGGUGAACCGGACCUUGGGUCGCAAUGUGCCUCUCGCCUCCCAGCUCAUCCUGAUGCCCAAUGGGGCUGUGGCUGCUGUCCAGCAGGAGGUACCACCCACACAGUCUCCUGGGGUCCAUGCAGACACAGACCAGGUGCAGAACUUGGCUGUGAGGAGCCAGCAGACCUCUGCCACUAACGCCCAGCUCCAAGGCUCUGCUCAGAAGACAGCCCUGCCAGGAAGCUCCCAGGCCUCGGGCUUACCGCAGGCCACCAGCACAGGCCAGACCAUGGCGGUGGCCCAGGCCUCCUCCAGCGGGGCGGGCCAGUCCCUCAACCUGAGCCAGGGAGCAGCGGGCAGCAAUGGUAUCUCCGGAGCUGUGGUGGCCAGUGGUGGGAGCCAGCCCUCAAUGGGACUGAGCCAGAGCUCCUCGGCAGGUGCCGCUGGCAGUUGCCAGAGGAAAGGCACCGGGGUGGUUCAGCCAUUGCCGGUGGCGGCUGCCCAGGCUGUGACUGUCAGCCAGGGGAGCCAGACAGAGACAGAGAAUGCAGCUGCAAAGAAGGGUGACACAGACAGUGGUGGACAGCAAACGGUGGGCAUGAACCUCACCAGGACCGCUACACCAGCACCCAGCCAGACGCUGAUCAGCUCAGCAACAUACACGCAGAUCCAGCCACACUCACUGAUCCAACAACAGCAGCAGAUCCAUCUGCAGAAGCAGGUGGUGAUCCAGCAGCAGAUAGCCAUUCAUCACCAGCAGCAGUUCCAGCACCGCCAGUCCCAGCUCCUCCACACAGCCACCCAUCUGCAGCUGGCUCAACAGCAGCAGCAGCAGCAGCAGCAGCAGCAGCAAGCAGCAUCUCUGACCCAGCAGCAGCAGCAGCAAGCUCAGCCUCUGCAGCAGCAGGCUCCCCCUCAAAACCAGCAGCAGGCACAGACCCUUGUGGUGCAACCUAUGUUACAGUCCCAGCCACAGCAUUUACAGCUCCAGCAGGACAGUCCGUGCCAGCCAGCCACCAAGUCACCUGUUCCUAUUCAGUCAAAAUCCCUGGUCACCCCCAUCAAACCCCCUCAGCUUGGGCCUGCCAAAAUGUCAGCAACACAGCAGCCUCCUCCACACAUCCCAGUGCAGGUGGUGGGCACUCGGCAGCAGGGCUCAGGUCAAGCCCAAGCGCUGGGCUUGGCUCAGAUUGCUGCAGCAGUGCCGACAUCCCGGGGAAUGCCAGCUGUAGUCCAGCCUGUUUCCCAAACCCAUGCUGCUUCCCCAUCAUCAUCUUCAGCUCCAGCAUCCUCACAGGAAGCUCCCCCUCUCACCACAGGGGUGAAUUUGGCACAAGUUCAAGGCACAGCCCACAUGGUGAAGAGCCCAGCUUCCUCUCCAGUUGUGGCUCAGAUGCCAGCAGCAUUCUACAUGCAGUCUGUCCAGUUGCCAGGCAAAUCUCAGACCUUGGCAGUAAAGCGCAAGGCAGAGUCAGAGGAGGAGAAGGAGGAGCCACCCAGUGUCACCACACUCCUGCCUGCCAGGUCCUCUCCUGUAACAGACAGCCCCAAAAACAUGGAGGAGAAGAGUGGCCUUGGAGAUAAUUCUGAUACUGCUGCCAUUGCAACCCCAAAUGCCACAUCAAGUGAAGGAGCCUCAGCCACCCCCACCUCUGCUCCCACCCCAAACCUGGCACUGGUGUCACGUCAGAUGGGAGACUCCAAACCUCCUCAAGCCAUCGUCAAGCCCCAGAUCCUCACACACAUCAUUGAAGGCUUUGUCAUCCAGGAGGGAGCAGAACCCUUUCCAGUGGGUUGUUCCCAGCUGCUGAAAGAAUCUGAGAAACCACUGCAGGGAGAGGCUCCUUCUGGCCAGAAUGAAAACCUGUCCAGCAAUUCUCUGGGAGAGGAUAGCGCUUCCAUGGAGCUUGACAAGAAGGCAAACUUGUUGAAGUGUGAAUAUUGUGGGAAGUAUGCCCCAGCAAGCCAGUUCCGUGGCUCCAAGAGGUUUUGUUCCAUGACCUGUGCUAAAAGGUACAAUGUCAGCUGCAGCCAUCAGUUUCGGCUGCAGAGAAAGAAGAUGAAGGAAUUCCAGGAAGCCAACUAUGCGCGUGUGCGCCGGCGGGGACCACGGCGCAGCAGCUCUGAAAUUGCUCGAACAAAGAUCCAGGGCAAGCGCCACAGGGGCCAGGAAGACUCAAGUCGAGGCUCUGAUAACUCCAGCUAUGAUGAAGCUUUAUCCCCUACAUCUCCAGGACCCCUGUCAGUUAGGGCCAGUCAUGGAGAGAGGGACCUGGCAAACUCUAAUAUGGCCCCCCCUACCCCAGAUCUACAUGGCAUCAACCCAGUCUUCCUGUCCAGCAAUCCUAGUCGUUGGAGUGUGGAGGAAGUGUACGAGUUCAUUGCAUCAUUGCAAGGGUGCCAGGAAAUUGCUGAGGAAUUUCGGUCACAGGAAAUUGAUGGUCAGGCCCUGUUGCUUCUGAAGGAAGAACAUCUCAUGAGUGCCAUGAACAUCAAGCUGGGACCAGCUCUCAAGAUCUGUGCCAAGAUCAAUGUCCUCAAGGAGACCUAAGCACUCUGAAGCCAGAGGUCUCACUUUUGCUCUGACCCCAGGGCAGCUGCCAGAUUUGGAGCAUCCUGCUAGGGUGGGGGGGGAAGAAUGGGACAGUCCGCUGUGGUCUUGCAUUCAAGAAGAAUGAGAAGGAAUUUAACUGAUUGAAACUGCCAUGCACAAGCCCAUCUCUUGGUCUCUUAAUGGUGCUACAAGGUUGAGGAAAACUGCCACCUGGGGCCUUUAAACAACUUUCCUUCUUCCUGAUUUUGAAUAUGCCUCCCCUGAAUACACCACACAAAGAUGUUAAGGGGAUCUCUUUGUGUCUUAAAAGACUGCUGAAAGGGAACUGCUCUCAACCUUUUUUGCCACAGCAGGUCUGCUAGAUCUUAGCUUUGAAUAUCAUUGCCAGAAUUCAAGGCAUAGGAAGAGCUGGCCCCACAUGGACAUUGGGACCACCUGUGCUUGGAGCUUUUAUCAAGGAGCACUAGGAAAUUACAAGUGACAGAGGUGACAAACAAGAACUUGAGCAAAAGGGGCUGCUGCUUUUCCACGUUUAAAGAUACCUAGGCUGCUCAUGAACUGGGUUUAAUAGCCAUUCCAGCAUGCAUACCAAACUUGAAGGCCUGUGGCAAUAGGAGCUGUCUUGUCUUCACUCUGCAUGUCUACAGGAGACAGUAAAGCUAAAGUGUUAUGGCAGCUAUUCACUCCAGGUGCUCCUCUCAGAACCAGUCAGAGGAUUUUUCCUGAGUACUUAUGACAAAGUGAUGGGAAACUGAAAGGGGAGGGGAUUGUUUUACAUUAGGGAAUCUUGCAGCACUAGGUUUGUCUUCCCAUUGUGCUAGAGCAUAAUUUACAGAUCCAAAGCAGUCUCCAGAAGCACCAAGGCUCUUCAUGAAAUGGGCUGGGUUUUGUUUUGUGUGUUUUCUUACCAGUUUGUAUUCUUUUCUUUUUGUGUCUGUCUUCAUUAUCCUCAGGAGAGCUUAUGGGACAAAAUUUAGGCUGGCAGGAUUGUACUG
Molecule: messenger RNA, 4077 nt
Organism: Pseudopodoces humilis (Tibetan ground-tit)
Lineage: Eukaryota; Metazoa; Chordata; Aves; Passeriformes; Paridae
Gene: PHC1
Product: polyhomeotic homolog 1
Biological process (GO): negative regulation of DNA-templated transcription
Cellular component (GO): PRC1 complex; nucleus
Molecular function (GO): chromatin binding; zinc ion binding; histone binding
Source: RefSeq, a predicted model, not a curated record